Messenger RNA from Bursaphelenchus okinawaensis, 919 nucleotides. The record is from the annotation of a GenBank genome assembly. Lineage: Eukaryota; Metazoa; Nematoda; Chromadorea; Rhabditida; Aphelenchoididae.
AUGACAAAACUAUUAAUUUCUAUCCUUUUGAAUACUAUUUUUACAUUCGUACAAUCAGAUGUAGUAACGCCAAGUACGGCAGCUCCUCAUCAUGAUCAUCAUCGUAAGGCUUUAGACUUAAAACUUUUUGUUUAACUUUGUUAACUAAACAGUAUGUAUACUAGAUUAAAGAGCAUAUAUAUUAUAUUAUUUACAUUGUAAUUUGCUUUAAUUAGCAAUAAUAAUAUAGGAAUAAACUCCUUUGUUUUUUAGACAAAUUCGGCGACAAAGAUGAAGUGAUGGAUGAAGAGUAAGUUAGCAAACUUGCUGUGGAUAGCAUAUGCUAGUGUUAGGUUGUUCAAAUAAUUAUGUGCUUCUUAGACCUCGAAAUUUGCUUUGAGACGGAUGCAGAAUUAUUUGAACAACUUAAUACUUUCUUAUAUUUUUUUUUGAUUUUAGACACAUAAAAUUGCACUUUAAUCACACAAUAGACAUCGACAAGAAGAUGGACAACGAUCACAGUCAAUUUUAUUACUUUGACAUGCACAAUCUGAACAAAGACUUGUAUAUCGAUGGUCUGGAAGUCGCUAAAGUAAGAGUUUCAUAAAAACUAUGUACAAAAUAGACAUGUUUUGUACUGUCAAAUGUAAGCUUCAAUUUAGCGUACUUAAUAGUAUGUUUUGAACACCACUACUAGUGCUAAAAAAUUUAACACACUUUUAAAAUUUUUGAAAACAAUUUUUGUUGAAAAAGUAAAAUUACUGUCGUUUUAAAAUCUUAGGGUUUAACCCACAGCCACGAUGGAGAGCCAUUUGCACCAAUAACAGACGAAGAGAUUGAGACAAUGGUAGAUGCAGUACUAAAAGACUUUGACAAAGACGGCAAUGGACUGAUAAGUUAUGGUGAAUAUAAAGCGUCGCUGUCGGUUAAUAAAAAGUGA